Messenger RNA from Aegilops tauschii subsp. strangulata, 681 nucleotides. The record is from RefSeq and is a predicted model, not a curated record. Lineage: Eukaryota; Viridiplantae; Streptophyta; Magnoliopsida; Poales; Poaceae.
AUGCGAGUCUCCACGGAGAUCUUUAAUCUCGUCCACUGUGACGGUGCCUCCGCCGCCGAUCUAUGGGCGGCCCUUCGUCAGCUCUUCCAGGACAACGUCGACGCUCGCGCCAACAACCUCCACACCGAGCUUCGGAAACUGGUGCAAGGUGAUGCACCAGUCGGCGUCUACUGCCAAUGCCUCAAGGCGAUCGCGGAUGAACUCCGCGAACUUGGUGAUCCGAUCGAAUAUCGCCAGCUCAUCAACAUCCUCCUCGUCGGCCUCAACGAGCAGUUCGAGAAGCAGGCCUCCUUCAUCCCUAUGAUGCGUCCGCGUCCCUCCUUCACCGAGAGACAUCUCGACACGCCCUCUGACGAUGCUAGACACACCGUCAAGACGGGAGCAAGGUGGGAGGACUUUAUUCCAUCUUCAGGGAGCCGCCGCCACUUCUUCUUCAACACGACACAAACUCUAAUCGACCUAAAACGAAGCAGGAACCCUCCCGCCGGCAAGGUCGAGGUCCACAGCACCUCCAUGUCCCUAAAGCCACUGGAGAAGAGGCAGACUGGCAGUGGCGCCGACAGGGGGUUGAGGAACCCUAUAGUCACGUGUGGACUCAAGGAGAAAAAGGGGUUUCUAAAGGCCUGCUCGGCAUCACUCCGCUCCACACUCUCGCUCCCGGAGCUGGCGGCGUUGAAGUAA